Molecule: messenger RNA, 579 nt
Organism: Necator americanus (New World hookworm)
Lineage: Eukaryota; Metazoa; Nematoda; Chromadorea; Rhabditida; Ancylostomatidae
Exons: 4
Coding region: 1-579 (192 amino acids)
Source: RefSeq, a predicted model, not a curated record
AUGCCUGACGAUGAAGUAGGACCGCUAACGGCUUCUUUGACAAUAUUAACCGAUGAAUGGGCAGCUUUGAGCAGCCCGCCGCCCAUGAUUCGAAAAAAAAUCAUCGCACAACAUAUGGUGACGGAUUCAACAGCUGGAGUCGGUGGCGUCGGCGCUCCCGCAGGCAAUGUGCGCAGUUUUUUCUCGAAUUCUGGAGGUCAUAUAUUGAUGGGUCGCUCCGCGACAGUUGCACUACCCCUUGUUGUCGCUGUUGUUGCCAGUCUCAGUAUCGAAUGUCCUGCAACUACUGUUCUUCACCACUGCCGACACCGAACCGUUCGAUGUGAUGUGCGAUGGGGUUGGGCGAGAGAAGAAAAACGCAUUUUCGCCCCAAAUGUCCAGCACUUGAAAUCACAAGUCUGGUCACCUUGGCUUGAAGUUCAAAACAGUUGGCCUUCUGUAGGCGAACAUCGACGAGGUAGUGGAAGAAUAUCAUUGACUACGCUCGAGCGACCAUCAAAAACAGCAAAAUUAGAUCUCAUAGCCGGUAUUUUACUUAUCUUCGUUAUUGAUAUGUUACUACUAAGUUUCACAUUCUAA